Micropterus salmoides (largemouth bass) is the source of this 3633-nucleotide messenger RNA. RefSeq names its product phospholipase A and acyltransferase 3-like. Gene Ontology annotation, biological process: N-acylphosphatidylethanolamine metabolic process. The coding region runs from base 361 to 774 and encodes 137 amino acids. The transcript is spliced from 5 exons. The record is from RefSeq and is a predicted model, not a curated record. Gene Ontology annotation, cellular component: cytoplasm. NCBI's taxonomy places the organism in Eukaryota, Metazoa, Chordata, Actinopteri, Centrarchiformes, Centrarchidae. Gene Ontology annotation, molecular function: A2-type glycerophospholipase activity; glycerophospholipid phospholipase A1 activity.
UGGUCACAUGGUCACACUGUUCUUUCUUCUCUCCUUCUCUCAUGUGGUAUUGUGCUACGGCCUGGACUACUUCCUGAAUCUCGUGAGAGAUUUUUGUAUAAUUGUAUCCUGACUUCGGUUUUUGUUUCUGCUUCAGACUCUCCCUCUUCGUAGAGUUUUUCUUGCCAGUCCUCCAGCCUCAGUGUCUCAUCUGUGUGUUUCCACUACCUGCCCUGCUCUCACUACAUGUCCAUUUCCCGGAGGCGAAUUUGCGAAUCCUAUUGGUGAAGGAUCUUGUAUUGGGGAGAAAUAGACUACGGGGCAAAAAGUCAUCUGGAAAGUGAAGGCAGUCCCAGGUUUACAGACGAAACAAAACCUGACAUGGCCCUGACACUGUCCAAGCAUGACAUGAAACCACAGCCUGGGGACUUGAUUGAGAUCUUCCGGGGCCCCUAUCAGCACUGGGCUGUGUAUAUUGGCAAUGACUUCGUUGUUCACUUGGGAUUGACAACAUUCUUUGAUGUCGCGGGUGCAGACACCAGCAUUAUGAUGUCUGUCCUGACUGAAAAAGCCAUGGUGAAGAAAGAGAAACUGCAGGACGUGGUGGGCGACAACAAGUGGAAAAUCAACAACAGCCUGGACGAGAAGUACGAGCCCUGCCCAGUCCAGUUUAUUGUGAAGGAGGCCUGUGCACGUGUGGGCAAGGAGCUGCCGUAUUCCAUCUUCACGGGGAACUGUGAGCACUUUGCAAAUGAGCUACGCUAUGGAAAAAAAGAGUCCCGGCAGUUACAGUGAGGACAUGGACGUGGUGAAAAUGGUCCUGAGUUGUCCCUGUCACCCCGAGGACCAGUUCACCACCAGCAUCCUGAGACACUGGGCAUCCAAUCACGACAACAUGCUGGAGAACACAUCAAGGCCCAGCUGAUCAAGAACAACAAUCAGCCCCGCAAGAGAGAGCAAUAGACAGGUGAGGACAGACAGCGAUGGAUAAGUGAGGACAGAGGUGAGGACAGUCUCUGGGUACCUGUUGAACAGUGGUUGUGUCUCUGUCUUCAGUUCCAGCAGUAAACUGGCUCAGCUCAUCCUGGAACAGAUCCUGGAGCUCAGGGACAACCUGACGCUGAGCCUGAGCAACACCAAGAACAGGUGUCGGUACACACACAGGCUUAUUGAUAACUGAUUGAUUGCGUCUGUCUCUGCCAGUCUUCACUCAGACCCCAAUCCUUCAGGCUCUGCAGCACGUUCAGGCCUAAACACCUCUUUUCUCUCAGCUGGACAGGUAGGCUGGAAUAAAAUACAGCUGCUUGUUAUUUUCUAUAAAUUGAACUAAAUAUGUUCUGUUGGCUUCCUGCUCAGGUUCCAGUCUGAAGGGGAGAUGUUUGUUAACCUGCUUCACUUGUCCAGACGUUUAGGAACAGCGUUUGUUGGUGUGGAGAAGCUGAAGCAUUGACCUGACACACGACACCGUACUUUUACUGCCAGAAUAUUGUCCUCCUCUGAGAUUCACCGUCACUUGCUGUCACUUCAUAUCAAACACUGAGACAUCCAGAUUAAAGGAGCUGCUCUGAUAGAAGCACCUGUCAGAUAGAUGUCCUGCAGGGUUUCCGCUGGGUCUUAAAGUCUAAAAAUAAAAAAUUGAAGGCCUUAAAAAGUCUUACAUUUGCUGAAGUAUGAGUUUUAGGUAGGAGGUAGCGUUAAACAUCCAUUUAACGCUACCUCUAAUGCUCAUUGAAAUGGCCCCGCAGCGCUCAAGAAUGUCUUUUCCCCUUGUGGUGGUGUAUUUCUUUUUGUCGAUAGUCCACAUCGGUCCAAAUAUAAUUCGCUGUAUUACGACUACAAAGACUAACAGGCAGCUUUUGUGUUAUUGCCGCAAGUCUCUCGGAUUGUACCACAGAUAUAAAACUGAUUCGGACCUAUUCUUCAGCAAUGGGGAAGUGCAACCUUAUUGGUUCUUCGAUGAAAAAACGGAUCUUAGGGCUUAAAACCAUAGUGUUGCUGCUUAAUGAAUGAACGCCGCUAUUGAAAUUUCACACGAACAUUAAUGAUUUUCAGUAAACUACGGUAACACUCAACGCAUGGCUGUCUUCCUCUCCUCGUUCUUUUAAGGACUAGCGAAUGUGAGAGAGCUGCAGAAAGUUAAAGUUAGCGGAGGAUAACAUCAGCAUCAAGUUGUUAUGUUAAAACUCUGUCCUUUACAUCUCAAUAGUUAAAUUAAAAAAGGACAGCGUUGACCACGGAGGAGCUGAGGUUAGUAACGUUAAAGUAAAUUAGGGAUGCAAACUAACGAUAGUCCUUUUAAGCUAAUGAGGAGAUUAUUCUUCUGGAUUUUGAUGUACAAAUGAAACGCUUGUAGUAAUACAGACGGGUGGUUCUCAUGUUGCCUAUGAUGUUAAUUUCUACAAAUGUAUAAAACAGUAGGCUAAAUUAAGACACAAAAGGCAAACAUGAACUGUCCUAUCUGUAAUGAUUCUGAGGUCAUGUGUGAGGCUCAAAACUGCUUGGUGCUGCACAAUGAAUGUAAAAUCACUGUGGAGAGCAUCAAAACUAACCAAAUGAAUUUUCCCAGAUCUAAGGGUUUUAAUUCAACCCCAGUAGUCUUAUUUAGUAAGUUCAGGUUUUGGUGUGUAGUUUAUUGUCUGCUCCCCUGAAUUUAUCCACUAGCAGUAGGUUAAGUUUUCUAAAGUCGCCAAAAAGACACAGAACUCACCAAUUUUGUAGACAUCACUCAAUCCUAAUUUGAAUACAGUGAUUUACUCCAAGAAAUUUUGUGACUGCAUUUCCUUUAUGAGUUUCUUUUUUUAUAUAUAUAUAUGAUCAUAAUGGUCUUAAAAAAGGUCUUAAAUUUGACCAGGUGAAACCUGCAGAAACCUUGAUAUUGUUCCAUUACCUCGUCUACCUGACUUAACAAUUUGCAUAAUGGGGAACUUAUUUUAAGCUAUCUUUAUUGGUUUAUGAUUCCAUAAAACGCCACAUUUAAAGCUCCCUUUUAUAUUAUUUAAGUAAAAGUGCUGCUGAUGGUAUAAAAUUAUGCAUCGUCGCUUUUUACAGUAAAGAAAGUAGUAAAAGGAAAUUUUUAUUUAGCUCAAGAGAUUCAAGUUAUUAUCACGUAACACAAACAAAUCUCAUGAAGAAUCUGGAAAUGGAGACUGUUCAACAUUAUUGCAAAAAAGAAUGAAAACAAAUUGAUUAUUAACAUUGUUGCUGGUUAAUUAUUUGACCAAGCAGUCAAUUACUUUGUCUAUUCAGCUUUAUGGAAGCUGUGCCUUAUUUUGUGUCUGUUAAAUGUAGAAAUGACAGAUGUUUAAGCUUUUGAUACUAAUAAAGGGAACUUGAAUUCACAUCAUCCAAAGAACUUUUUAAAACCAACACUCCUUAUUUGGUGAUUUUCAUGUUUCUUUACUUGAACACAAUUUUGUAAUAAUGGAGUUGUAUUUGUAUUUUUGAGGACUACCAUCUGAAAAUGGGCAUUUUGUAAAUUUUAAGUAAGUUUCCAUCAGUAUUUGAGUCUAGCACAAUUAAUUUUUUUUGAGUAGAUUUCUCUCAGAUUAUAAAUUGUGCAUAAUUACAUUUGAGUAAAGAAUUGGUGGAAUUUAAUUUUAAUCAUCAGUGAAUCUAUGUAAUUUAGUAUGUGGAAAUUAAAUGUUUUAAAAAAUA